UUUGAGUGCACAAGUGAAGAUAGUCGGAACACAAUAUUUUUUUUAUUUAGAAAAUUUUGAGAUAAUUAUAAAUUUUAAUUUUUAUUUCUAUUGUUCAAUAUAAAACUAAUUAAAUAAAAUGAGAAGGUGCAUGAAUAGUAAAAAUUUUAAUCUAAUCUUGUUAAAGCAUAAUUUUUUUACAAAAAUACUUAACUUUUCUUCAGUAUCAAGUGGACAGAUCAACAGUAAUGAUGUACCGAGGAUUGACGAGCAGUGGUUAAAUGCAAAGCCAUUCAAUAAACUUCCAGGUCCUUCCAAAUAUGUAUUUCCACUAACUUUCUUACCAGGAGGGAGCAUGCAUAACAAAACCCUCUUAGAUGUUCAUGCAUUUAUAAGAAAAAAAUAUGGCUCAAUCAGCUUACUAAAGGGAAACUUCGGACAACCAGACGUCGUUUUUACAUACAAUCCUGAAGAUUUUGAGAAAGUUUACAGAACCGAAGGUGUAUGGCCGAUGCGUAUUGGUUUGGAAACAUUUCAGCAUUAUCGUUUAAAUAAAAGACCAGAAGUUUUUAAAGGAAUUGGCGGUUUGGUUACAGAGCAAGGAAAACCAUGGCAUGAAAUUAGAACAAAAGUGAAUCCAGUUUUAAUGAAAACGCAAACAGUGAGACAUUCUUUGCAACAAAUCGAUGAAAUUGCUACUGAAUUUUUGAACAAAAUUCCUCAAUUACGCAAUCCAAAAACAAUGGAAAUGCCAAAUAAUUUUUUUGAUGAAAUAAAAAAGUGGUCAUUUGAAUCAAUAAGCACUAUAGCAUUAAAUCGUAGGUUAGAUUUAAUCAGGUCUAAAAACCCAGAUCCGAAAGCACUUCGUUUAGCUAAUGCAAUGCAGACAUUUUUUCAAUUAUCAUUUGAAUUCGAUGUUUUGCCAUCAUUUUGGAAAUAUUAUGAGACAAAAAAAUUUAAAAAGCUGAUGUCGACAUUUGAUGAAAUAACAUUAAUAACAACAGACUAUAUCGAAAGAGCAAUUUUAGAUUUCAAUACGAAAUCAAACGAGGAAGCUAAAAGCGUAUUAGAAAAGUUAUUAGUACUUGAUAAACAAAUUGCCUUUAUAAUGGCUAUGGAUAUGUUAAUGGCAGGAAUCGAUACGACUUCUUCAACAUUAACUACAGUCUUAUACAAUUUAGCUAAAAACCCUAGUAAACAAAAUAAACUUAGAGAGGAAAUAAUGAAAAUUUUUCCAGAAAAAGACUUUCAAUGUACAGUACAAAAUACAAAAAAUAUGCCAUAUUUAAGAGCUUGUAUAAAAGAGGGGCUGAGAAUAACACCUAUUACACCUGGAAACUUUCGAAUGACUGGACAAGAUUUGGUUUUGAGCGGUUAUCAAGUACCAAAAGGUACAGGUGUUAUAAUGGGUGUUAUGGCUUUAUCUAAUGAAGAAAAAUAUUUUCCAAAAAGUCAUGAAUUCAUACCAGAGCGGUGGUUAAAAGAGGAACCGUUUGCUUCUGCUAAAAAAACAUCCAAUCCAUUUGUGUAUUUACCAUUUGGUUUCGGCCCAAGGACUUGUAUAGGUAAAAGAAUUGCUGAAAUGGAGCUGGAAACACUUAUAUUAAAAUUAAUUCGAAAUUAUAAAAUUUCUUGGGAGCAACCGGAUUUAAAAUACACAAGUAAUUUAAUUAUCAUUCCAGUAUCACCCUUAAAAUUUAAAUUUGAGGAAAUUUAGUUAAUCUGAUUUGAUUUUGUAAGCUAUCAAUUGAGAUCAAUUUAAACAAAUAUAAUCUUUAGUUUUUUGAAAUUUUUAUAAUAUUUAUGAACGAUAUUUAGAUCUUAAAAUACAAAAAUUUUCCUGAAAAUUAUGAGGUCGGGUUUAAGAACCAACUGUGUGUUAGUGUGAAUCGAAUAAUAUCGUUUUUAUUAAUUUAAUACUAACUAACUUUUAAAUUAGCUAGUAAUUAAAAAAUUUAAAGCUAACAUUACUAAAAGAAAAGGAAUUUGCAAUGUUUGUAGACUAAUUAGCCUUUGCAUAAUAAAUUUGUAAAAAACCA
Molecule: messenger RNA, 2018 nt
Organism: Condylostylus longicornis
Lineage: Eukaryota; Metazoa; Arthropoda; Insecta; Diptera; Dolichopodidae
Gene: Cyp12b2
Product: probable cytochrome P450 12b2, mitochondrial
Exons: 6
Coding region: 119-1696 (525 amino acids)
Molecular function (GO): oxidoreductase activity, acting on paired donors, with incorporation or reduction of molecular oxygen; iron ion binding; heme binding
Source: RefSeq, a predicted model, not a curated record